GCUUCGUCAGCCCUUUGCCCUCUUAGUUCGGCCAGGGUGCGGUGGCUGUGGCGCACCCGGCUCCUGAAUUUUGCACGAGGGGGGGUCGGACAGAGGGCCUGUGGUCACUGAGGUGUCACCAUGGACUCCAACCACAUUAACUGCAGGAUAGAGGGGUUUAGGAGAUGGCACGAGACCGACCGCGCACUUGCCGCAGCCUUGGUGAGGCGGUUCCACGAGGCCUUAAACAGGGAGGGGGUGAUGGGCGGCCGCCCAAGCUGGGCUGGCCGGCAGCAGGAGGAGGCGGAGGCGUUAGAGGUGGAGGUCGAGGCUAUGGCCUUGGCCAGGGCCUCGGGCAGCCCCAGUGAGGCACAGGAGCAGAGUGAGCUCGGGGCUCAGGCAGCAGCAGCACAAGGAGCAGGAGCAGCAGCAGCAGCCGAGGCAGCAGCAGGAGGAGCAGCAGCCGAGGGAGCAGCAGCACAGGCCGCGGCUGAGGCACGGGCCUUGGCCGACAGCAGCGCCCUGGAGGACGACCAGAUGGAGCUGGAGGAUGAAGGCGACGCCAUGGAGGAGGAGGAAGCCGGCGACGCUGCUGCCGCGGCUGCGGCUGCCGCCUCCUCAGCCUUUGCCUGCGACCGCGGGCUCGAAGCCAUAGUCGACGACCAGGGUUUCCAGGAGGGGGAGGAGGAGAUCGGCCUUGAGGAGGAGGGUGAGCGGGUGGCCGGGGCGGCAGCCUCGGGCCCCUUCCACCGCCCGCAGCUGCCCUUGGAGGGGGCGUUUGGAGUCGGCGGGAGCGCCUGUGGAAAUGGGGGAGGAGGAGAUGGCGGCUCCGGUCCCGGUCCCAGCUCGUCGCUUUUCUCUAUCGGGGUUGGGCCCGGGGUCCCUUCUCCCGCAGGGGCAGCAGGCUGGCUGGCCCCCGGGGGGGCGGGGGCUCCCUACGCCGGGCCCCGGGGAAGCCACUGGAAGCGAGGUGUCAAGAGGCCUCGUGAGGAGCAGAGCCGGGGCUUCGCCAACGGCUUGGAAGGCAACCAGUCCGAGCCGGCACAGGCUGCGGGGACCGCCGCCGCUCCCCCCCAGCAGCUGGCCCAGGGCCCCGCGCUGUCCCCACCGGGCCCGGCGGUGGCGCCUCAGGAGCAGCCCCUGGAGCCCUCGGCUUUCGGGCUGGGGAGGAGAAUGCGCCUGGUGCUGCUGGGCAACCGGGGCCCCAACUAGAAGCAACAGACAAGCGGAGAAGGAUCAGGACAGGAUAACAUGUGAAGAAAGAUGACAGCAGAAAGGUCUCAAAAGAAGAUCUGCUUCUUCCAAGGCUCUGCCAUACUAUACUGUUGCUUACUACAAAAGAAUAUUUAAAGAACAAAUAAAAUUUGAAGGCAAAAUACUA
Molecule: messenger RNA, 1360 nt
Organism: Antechinus flavipes (yellow-footed antechinus)
Lineage: Eukaryota; Metazoa; Chordata; Mammalia; Dasyuromorphia; Dasyuridae
Product: spidroin-2-like
Exons: 2
Coding region: 121-1191 (356 amino acids)
Source: RefSeq, a predicted model, not a curated record